AUGCCAGAAGCCACGGCCUCCGGCGCUGACACGGGCGGUUCCGCUCGUUCUCGCGAACACAACCAGGGCAACCAGGGCCGCACCUACACCGUCGAGCAAAAGGCGGCCGUCCUUCGAAUCCGAAAAUGCAAGCCCACCGCCUUUUACGACAUCCUGGGCCUCGAGACCGUCCGCACCUCGUGCUCCGACUCGGACAUCAAGAAGGCGUACAGGAAACAGUCGCUGCUGACACAUCCUGAUAAGAAUGGCCACGAACACGCCGAUGAGGCCUUCAAGAUGGUCAGCCGCGCCUUUGGCAUCUUGGGCGACAAGGAGAAGAGGGAGAAAUUCGAUAAGUUCGGAACAGACCCCGAUAGCCGGUUCGAGAGCGCCCGCUCCCAGAAUCCCUUCUCGGGCUUCGGGUCACGGCAAGCCGCAGCAGCGGGAGGCGGUGGCUGGGGAGAGGACGAAAUGACACCCGAGGAGAUGUUUGCGCGCUUCUUUGGCGGCGGUGGCGGUCCCUUUGGCGGCGGCUUUGGAGGUGAGUGGAAUCCACGAGCAUUGAUGUGUUCGUUUGAUACAGGUCCCCAAUUUGUCUUCAAUUUUGGCGGCGGCCCCGGCAUUCGAGUACACCAAUUCGGUGGCGGCAUGCCCCGAGCGAGACCGCGAGAGGCCCAGGGCGGCCCUCCUCAACAAGAACAACACGGGCUCCAGACGCUGCUGGGUCUCCUCCCCAUCCUCCUCUUCUUCAUUGUGCCUCUCAUUACAUCCAUCUUCUCUGGCGGUUCCUCCACGCCCGCCACUCCGGGCAUGGUUUUCGACAAACCCAGAGCGCCCUUCACUGAGGGCCGCACAACACCAAACCUCGGUGUCAAAUACUUUUUCUCACCCGUCGAAGUAGCCUCAUAUAGCAAGUCCAAGUUGACUCAGCUGGACCGUACAGCCGAAAUUCAAUUUGUGCGUCAACUGCGGUAUGAGUGUGAGAACGAAGCCAUGCACAAGAGGCAAUUGAGAGAGAAUGCCAUGGGAUGGUUUUACCAGGACCCUGAAAAGAUGGCCGCUGCCGAGGCGUAUAAGAUGCCCUCAUGCCAGAGGCUAGAGACGCUUGGCGUGAGCCGGUCAUAG
Messenger RNA from Trichoderma virens Gv29-8, 1104 nucleotides. RefSeq lists its product as uncharacterized. The record is from RefSeq and is a predicted model, not a curated record. Bases 1 to 1104 code for a protein of 367 amino acids. Gene Ontology annotation, cellular component: endoplasmic reticulum membrane. Gene Ontology annotation, molecular function: Hsp70 protein binding. The transcript has 2 exons. Gene Ontology annotation, biological process: cellular response to misfolded protein. Lineage: Eukaryota; Fungi; Ascomycota; Sordariomycetes; Hypocreales; Hypocreaceae.